AUGGCGUACAUUUUGAUCGAGUACUCAAUGAUGAUUCAAAAGGUUUCUGGAAAUGGCAAUUUUACUACAAAAAGGAAUUCUGUUCGACAGAACUAUAAUGAGAUUACUCAAACGGCUCUCGCUUCUCUCAAAGAAGUGACGGAAAAAACUGAUCGCCUUCUAUGGCGUUGCGAUCCCUCGCCACAUAUACACAAGGUUACCUACGACGAGGUUACGCGCCUGCUACAAGGAUACAUUGAGAACGAAGUGGAUCUAAACACCGAUGGGUCGUGUAGUCGGACAUGCGCUGAUUAUCAUAACACAACCAGCAAAAGUUGCUCCGAUGAAAAGUUUUGCGCUCAACAGCCCAAAUGUUCGGGUCGCAUUCACGACUGCCAAUUUAUAGACUCUAUUCAGUCUGUAUGCCAAUCACCAGAAAACAGCACUCGUCGCUAUGAAUAUGUUAAAUACGGUGAAAGAAAGUAUUUGGGAAAGAACGAAAAGUGUUGGCGGGACGUCAAUAAAGUACAGAGCUGGAAAAAAUGGUAUUUCACCGAGUGCACAUAUUGCUUCUGUCUCUGUGAUGAACAAAGACCAAAGUCGGAUCGCUACUUCAAUCUUCGAGAAACAUUAUCGGAUGUCAAUGCAAACAAAGUGGUGACAGGAGUGAGUGGUGUAUUCACUUCAUCACCGGAAUGGACAGAUUAUUUGGAGUUUACCAACAUUGGAAUGUUGAUGGAUGUUGCCCAAUCGACAAUUCCCUAUAUUGAUAUACAGGAUGUCGCGUCCAUUCCACCAGUGGCUUUAGCUGGAAUCGGCAUCUACUACAAACAUAGAGGGUUGAACGGUGGUUUUGUGGCACCCCAGAUCAUCAGCUACGACCUUUCUCCUCACCUCUCGUUGAUUCCAAACUGA
Drosophila albomicans is the source of this 894-nucleotide messenger RNA. RefSeq lists its product as uncharacterized. NCBI's taxonomy places the organism in Eukaryota, Metazoa, Arthropoda, Insecta, Diptera, Drosophilidae. The coding region runs from base 1 to 894 and encodes 297 amino acids. The record is from RefSeq and is a predicted model, not a curated record. The transcript is spliced from 2 exons.